UUAGGUUCUUUAGCGAGUUCCUGAAAACUCUAGGGGUUCUAACAGAAUUCAAUGUUCUACUCAGUUCGAAAUAUUCGAAGUGUUUGUAAUCCCUAAUUCUCCCGCCGGCCGUCCACCUGCUACCGUUUUCGCCUUCGUCGCCGCAUUCUUUUCUUCCUUGUUCACUUUUGAAUUCGAAUCAGGAAAGUGAAGAAAAUAUCAGAAGUAAUAAUAAGAGGAAAAAAAUUACUAAUUUCGUAGUUUUGAAUCUCACUUUUGAAGCAAUGGAUGAAGAAAUGUCGAAUUCAGCGCGGCGAAUGUCUAUGCGAACUCGUAAAAUUGCUCCAAAAAUGGCUGCUGCUCUUGCCAGUUCUGAUAACAGAACACAGGCUAUGCUGGCGCGGCUUGAUGCUUUGGAAAGUGAUAAUGCAGUAGUGGAACCUCAACUACUUGAUGAUGAUGAUGAAGCUUCUCUUGACGAUGAAGAUCAAGUAUUUCAUAAGAAGUACCCAAAAGGAACAAAGCGGAAAACUCGCCAAGCUAAGGCACUUGAGAAUAAGAGAGCCCCCAAAUCAUUCCUUGAGCUCUUGAAUGAGGCAAACCUAGAGUCCUUGCCACCACAUGUGCCUAACUAUUUAAGAGCAGCAGUGGGACCUCCAAGUUCAAGUUCUCGCCGUCAUUUCUGCACUGUUUGUGGUUUCUCCUCUACCUAUACAUGUGUGCAGUGUGGGAUGCGCUUCUGCUCAAUCAAAUGCCGGACCAUUCACAAUGAUACUCGGUGCUUGAAAUUUGUUGCUUGAUUGGUGAGAGUUGCAACCUAAAUUAAUUGGAUGGAUUUGCCGAAGCUUUUUUCUCCUGUUCUGUAGCAUUUGCUAGUUUCAUGUUUAUACAGCUUAUGUACAUAUUCAGGUACUCUGACUAAUCGGGCUCACUUUGGAAAUAUUGGACUGUGUCCUUUUUCUCCAAAGCAUAUUUGUUGUUCCUCAAGCUCCUUCUAGGGUAAUGAUUUGUUCAGCUUUUAUAAGUGAUUUCUUUGCCCAUAUCUACAGAUAUUUGAAUGAAGAUGUUAUCUUAAGUGACUCGUCGAAAAAGAAAAAAAAAAGGAAAAAGAUGCCAUCUUAUGUGCAAUUUGGCAUUUUUUUCAGUUUUUUUAUAUGAGCAGCUACAAACAUCAAGCAUUCAAAGAAUUAUAUGAACAUUACUUUCAUAGUAUGCAAGCAAGUAACCAGAAAUCUGCAUGUUGGCUUGAGGCAAUAAAAGCUUCUAGAUUUGUGGUCAGGCAAUCUAUGCAGAGUAUGCCACUUCUAAUGAUCAAGCUUGUCAAAGAGCUCUCUUUGCUUUGAGCUUACUUUUUUCAUGAUUUUUUUUUCUGUUCUUAAAUCAUUCUUUUACUUACCUUUUGACGGUCGUGUUAACUUAUCUUCCCAAAUAUGUUUUUCACUGCUCUUUGCUCGUUUUUCUGUCAAGUGUUUCAUGAUUUCACUGGGAAAUGGAGAUAGAUGGGGUCUGUCCGUCAAACCUUAAUACAAUUAGUCAUUGUUUUUUUUGCUUUUCUUU
This is a messenger RNA of Solanum dulcamara, 1536 nucleotides long. RefSeq names its product SWR1 complex subunit 6. The transcript has 4 exons. NCBI's taxonomy places the organism in Eukaryota, Viridiplantae, Streptophyta, Magnoliopsida, Solanales, Solanaceae. Bases 264 to 779 code for a protein of 171 amino acids. The record is from RefSeq and is a predicted model, not a curated record. Gene Ontology annotation, cellular component: Swr1 complex. Gene Ontology annotation, molecular function: nucleosome binding. Gene Ontology annotation, biological process: chromatin remodeling.